Messenger RNA from Wilcoxina mikolae CBS 423.85, 1292 nucleotides. The record is from the annotation of a GenBank genome assembly. Lineage: Eukaryota; Fungi; Ascomycota; Pezizomycetes; Pezizales; Pyronemataceae.
CAUCAUUCUCCGUAUCAUCACACAACUUCCGAACAAUUUGCGUAUCAGUGCCGUCAACUAUUACACCUACGUAGGUGUCAUUGAGAACCGGUACCCUCCAUUGUCUACCCUCCUCAUCUUAUCUGGCCGAGGAACUUCGAUCGAGGACACGAUACUGGGCGCAAUCGUCGGCGACGUGUUUGAGCAAUUGACAUCCCAAAUACCGUUCGAUAUAACGAAUCCCAUGCGGCACACUACUUCGCAAAGUCCAACACCCAAUGCGGCAAAUGUCGACGUUCCUUCCGAGCGCGGGACUUCGAUUCAUAUUUCCAGCUUCGGUUCCGAUGUUGACCGAAACGAUUCGCCUUCCACUCCUACCCAAGUUUCUAUCAUCGACGCUCAUGUGGCUCGGUCAACACGAGUGCUGAUCGAUCCGCCCACGUGUUACAAUCCCAAAGCAAAAGAAGGGCCCCCUACCAGAAAGCAAUCAACCACCACAAGCUCACCCGUGAUUGACGAUUCAGCAACUGAAGUUUUCUCCUAUCCCGACAACAAGACAUGCCUGGGUGCCGUCGAUAUUGCUGGGCUACCUAACAACGCGAAUGGUCAAUUCAGUGAGCGGAAAACUGCAAGUGGGUAUCAACCCUUGACGGAAGAUCGAAGCUUCACCUCCGACUGGAUCGAUACCUAUGGACAGCCGCUGAUUACCUACGACCCAAUAUUUGGCUGCCCGGAUGUGAGGGAGAAAUUUGCCAACUGGACGUUGAUCGAAGGCCCCUUCUGGCACAAAUCAACACGCAACUUCUCUGAGGGUGAAGCCGAGAUCAAGUCGGAUGUACAUGAUGUGUUGUCUCUCGUAGAGGCUACUGGACUAUUGCCAGUCAACCCAGGUCAUACCGAUUGUACCUUUCCUCUCCCCAAUGGGUACUGAAUCAAGCAUUGAGUUUGUUUCAACUCUCAAGCACGCCUCGUGAAUGGGGCCGGUUACUCCUCGCUGUUACUCCCGGGAGAUGUUUCCUGGUCUUGGUUUGGGGAGAUAUAAAAUCAAAUACAUUCUUUUUGCGGGUGGAAGUUUCUGGCUGGUGGCUCUGCACAUCUUAUGUAUCGUCAUACCUCUCUCUGUACGAGUAUAGUUGUUGUUCCAACUUUGAACGGGGUGUCUCUAUGUACUCGGUACUGGGGCUUGGAGAAGCAUCAUCACGUGCACUUUUGAAGUACCUCUAUACCAAAUUACCGGCGAAAGAUACAAGGCGGUGGCUUAUGCUGAUGCUUCUCCAAACCCCAGCACCGAGUAUGCGUGUGAGGUGGCUGGG